ACAUUAUUAAUUAAUGGCUGCGCUUGCGUGAUGCCGGGUGCGUGUUAUUUUAAGUUGUAAAGUGGCGUCGUUUUACUGUGUAAUUGAUAUUUAUUUGAUAAUAAGUUUAAUUUAAUAUAAAAAGCCAAUAAGCAAGAAUGGUGGCUCAAAAGAAAGGUCGUGGUGCGAAAAACCAGGGUGCCAAAGCCAAAGCGAAUCAGCCCACUCAGGAAGUACCUGAGGCCGAAGUCGCCGAGCCUGUAGAGACCGACGAGAACAAUGGAGACGCGCAACCUGAGGCCGAACAGGCAGAAGGGACAGGUGCGGAGGAAUCCACCGAAGAACAAACUGAAGGAGAACAGAAUCAAGGUGAUGAUGCAAAACCUGAAGAACAAAAAGAAGACAAAGUUGAGGCUGGUAAACUUCUUGUGGAAAAUCUCCCGUCAAGCUAUCUCUUUGAUUAUCAAGAAAAACUCAAGGAGCUGUUCUCCAAGCAUGGCGACGUCGUCAGCGUCAAACGUGGUCCAAUCAUUGUUACUGAACUGACCACGACUCCGACAUUAUCGGCUAUAGUCGAAUUCAAAAACAAAGAUUCUCUGGAAAAGGCGCUGGCGGAGAACGGCACGGUGCUGGACGGCAGCGCCAUCUCCGUGGCGGCGGAGUCUCGCGCCGAGACCGCGGUGCUGGUGGGCGUGCCCUACGAGGCCAGCACGGACUACGUGCGUCUGCUGUUCGCGCAGUGCGGGGAUAUCGCGCACGUGCACGAGUUCAGCAAGACCAAGUAUAAGAUAUUGAGAGUAACUUUCCACGAGAAAGAGGCAGUGGAGAAGGCUCUGAAGCUAGACCGAGAGUUGCGCAUCAACGGCUUCCUCGUCACCGUUUCCAAGUACCGUGAUGAGGACGAGCAGAAAGCGCAUUCCGCCAACACCAAUAAGAACAAGCGGCAACACGCACAACAGAACCGCAACACCAACGUCGGUAACAACGCGGGCGGGGGAGCGGGCGCCGCCGCGCGCGCCAACUUCCGCCCACGCGGGGCCGCCUUCAACGCUAGGGGGAACUUUAGAGGAGGACGCGGGCGCGGCUUCGCAGCUCGCGGCGGAGCCUUCCCGCGCGGCGGGUUCGCGCCCGUCAACACGUACCUGCCGCCCGCGCACCAGCCCUUCAUGGGCCGACCGAACUACCUGUAGAACAUUAAUCAAGAACAAACAGCAAGGCGGGUUCAUGAACGAUGGCCAGAGGCCGAACAAGCGACUCCGACAGAUGUAAACUCUUUGUAAAGUAUAAUAAUAACAAGUAUUGUGCGUCGUUUUAUGUCGUGUGUGUGUGAGUGUGCGCGUCCUACAGACAGUCAGGCAGUGACAGAUGGCAGUAUCAGAUAAAUCUAGCUAAUUGUAUUUACUAAGUACAUGAAAUAAAAAUAAUUGUAAACUAUUGUCUUUUGACAGAUAAUAAAUAAUUACUAACAUUUC
Messenger RNA from Nymphalis io (European peacock), 1451 nucleotides. RefSeq lists its product as uncharacterized. Gene Ontology annotation, biological process: regulation of gene expression. The transcript is spliced from 9 exons. The record is from RefSeq and is a predicted model, not a curated record. Bases 138 to 1169 code for a protein of 343 amino acids. Gene Ontology annotation, molecular function: RNA binding. Lineage: Eukaryota; Metazoa; Arthropoda; Insecta; Lepidoptera; Nymphalidae. Gene Ontology annotation, cellular component: nucleoplasm.